UAUAACAAGCGAGUCUGAUUCCUGCUCCUCCUGUUUUCCGGGUUCUAGCAUUCUUCCGGCCAAUUUCAGUUAUUAUUUUUUUUUUUUCUUCUUUAUUAGUAAUCAUUGUAAAUCUUCUUCAUUCUCUGUAACUUUUUAGGAUUAAGGUUUAAUUCUGGUUCUAUCUUGUACAAUUCUAGGGUUCAGUGGGGGGUUUGUUUUUGUAAUCUACAUGUUGCUUUUGCGCGAACUAGUCACUGGUAGGAAGAAAUCAAGAAAGGCUAUUGAGAUCUUGUCUACUUAUUUUGCCAAUUCCUUUUUUCGUUUGUAUCGACGAUGUAAUUACAGAGAAUUAGAAUUUUACUAGGUUUAGGAUUAGGGUUUUGGUUUAUUUCGUUUGCUAAUGGAAAUGGAGAGCUCGCGGAGACCUUUCGAUCGAACGAGGGAACCGGGUUUGAAGAAGCUUCGACUGGCCGAUGAGGCUGACCACGGUGGGAACAUUAAUGGCCGGCCGUUUCCGCAGAGACCAGUUGUUUCCGGAACCAAUAUCGCUCAAUCCAGAUUUCGAGCAAGCGAUAGGGAUCCGGGAAGCAGUGAUUCUGGUCGAGUGGGGUAUCAGCCUCAGCCGCCGCAGCAUCAGGAGCUUGUGAGCCAGUACAGGACAGCCCUUGCUGAGCUGACUUUCAAUUCCAAACCAAUCAUCACGAAUUUGACCAUAAUCGCGGGUGAAAAUCUCCAGGCUGCAAAAGCGAUCUCUGCCACUAUUUGUGCCAACAUUCUCGAGGUUCCCACUGAGCAGAAGCUGCCAUCACUUUAUCUAUUGGACAGUAUUGUAAAGAAUAUUGGAAGAGAUUACAUAAAAUACUUUGCAGCAAGACUACCGGAGGUAUUCUGCAAAGCUUAUAGGCAAGUCGACCCAUCUGUUCAUACAAGCAUGAGACAUCUUUUUGGCACCUGGAAAGGAGUGUUUCCUCCUCAAACUCUCCAGAUUAUCGAGAAAGAACUUGGCUUCGUGUCUAGCGGUAGUUCUUCUUCUGGGACCAUAACCUCGAAGCCAGAUUUGCAGGCACAACGUCCACCCCAUAGUAUCCAUGUAAAUCCCAAGUAUAUUGAGAGGCAACGCCUUCAGCAGUCAGGCAGGGUGAAAGGAAUGACUAGUGAUGGUACUGGCGCAACAACUGUAACUCAGGAUGUUGCCCAAGCCAAAAUUAGUUCUGGACGCCUGUGGGCGGAUACACCAAUUAAAGGGCUUGAUAUUCAGCGUCCACUUAGAGAUGCACCAAAUGAUUUGGCACAAGAGAAGAAAGUCGCCGCUGCAUAUCUAGACUAUGAAUGUGGUUCUGAUCUUUCAAGGACAUCAGGUGUUGGAAGGAGGGUCGUUGAUGAAGGGCAAGACAAAUCUUGGUCUUUAGCAGGAAACAAUUUGGCUGAGAAAUUAUCUGGACAAAGAAAUGGGUUCGACAUCAAGCUUGGAUAUGAAAAUUACCCUGCACCCAAGUCUGCAAACACUGGUGCACGUCUACUGCCCAUGCAAAAAUUUUCAAGCGGCAGCAGCAACAGAGUGUUGUCUACUAACUGGAAGAACUCUGAGGAAGAGGAGUUUAUGUGGGGUGAAAUGAACUCUAUGUUGACAGGUCAUGGUGCACCUGCCAUCGCCAGUAGCACCGGGAAAGAUCAAUGUACUCCUGAGGAUUCGGAUAAUUCGGGUACUGACAAUAAGCCAUUAAGCAUACGGGAUACUGGGGCAAGUGUUGAUAGGGAAGCUUCCUUUGAUUCACAAUCAUCUGAGAAGAGAGAACUAGGGGAUUCUGGACAGCAGAGGUCAUCAAUGUGGCAGUUCCAGGAGGCAAUAUCUCUGGAUGGCCUGAGAGGCAGGGUUCCUAGAAAGAAUUCAGCUCAAUCAGGAGGUAUUGGUGCCACUCUAACCGCAAUGUCAGGUGCUAACUCUUCUGUGGAUCAAAUGGGAGGACGAUCACAGAUCACAUCAUCUAAUAUUGGAGCUUCAGGACAUGGGUUUCUGAAUAAAGGAGGUUCAGGGUCCCUUGGGACUGUAGGCCAUCCAAGAUUUCCAUCACAAAGUGUUGCAUUACCAUCUGGACAGCCACCCUUGCACCAGCGCCCCCCUUCACCAUUAGUGGAUCAUGUCGCUCAUAAAAAACAAAGCCAUAAAACUUCAUUUCCUAAUCUUGAUCCACGUAGAAGGCAUAUACGGGAUGCUGCCCUUGGCCUGCAUCCCAACAUUCGGCCAGAUAACCUUCAAAAACCACAGCCUCAGGACCUACAAGCUUCAGCUUCAUCCAUACCUGCUUCUCAAACCAGGCACCGGUCACUGAAACCUGAAGUCACACAGUCGGAACUUUCUAGUCAGCAUGCAGUAUCAAUUCCGGACACCGAUUUUGGACCGCCCUCAUCGACUGGGACAGUUCUAGAACUCUUACCUGCAGAAAUUUUGGGAGAGCCAAGCACUAGUAGUUUGUUGGCUGCUAUAAUGAAAAGUGGAAUUUUGUCCAACCAUUCAAUAAUCAGUAGCAUGCAACAGAAUUUCAGCUCCCAAGAUGUGGGAAAUAUGCAACCCCGUUCAAGCGGCAACCCUCCUCUACCAAGUCAGUCUUCUCCUGCCCAUACUCAGUCUACAUUCUCAGAGCCAAAGACUGUGGGCGAAUCUUCAUUAGAUCCUCCAUCUCUUGAAAGCACAUCAACGCUGGUUAAGUUAUCUCAGAUUAAGGUAGAAGACACACCGUUGCCAUCUGAUCCAGUUCCUCCUUCAUCUACUAUGAAUAGUGCAUCCAUUGAAACUUCAAAUGUGGUAAACGAUGAUUCUAGUCCAAUUUCUAACCUUUUGAGCUCAUUGGUUGCAAAGGGCCUCAUAUGUGCUUCUAAAGGAGAAUUAGCAAGUAACGUUACAUCCCAGAUGCCUUCACAGCCUGAACAUUUGAAGUCAGGUGAUGUUGUGACUUGUUCUAUACCAGUUCCUUCCAUCCCUAUUCCCUCUUCCAGUCAAUCAUCUAUAAGACCUGAAUCACCUUCAAAAGCUGCUGCUAAGAGCUCCACUACUCCACCUCCAUCUGCCACAACUGAGAUAAACAACCUCAUAGGCUAUGAGUUUAGUUCACAUGUUAUUCGCAAAUUUCAUCCAUCUGUGAUCAGUGGACUCUUUGACGAUAUUCCAUUUCAAUGUAAGAUCUGCGGUCUUGGACUGAAAUGUGAAGAACAGUUGGAUACGCACUUGUGGUGGCACAUGUCAAGAACUGAGUCAAACAAUUCAUGUAGGGCACCAAGAAGAUGGUAUCCAAGUUCAGUUGAUUGGGUAUCUGGAAAUGCUAGACUUCUACUUGACGUUGCCACUUCUCUGGACAAGUCCAGCAUGAUGGAAGAAGAUAACGAGCCAAUGGUUCCAGCAGAUGAAGAUCAAUUUGCCUGUGUUUUAUGUGGUGAGCUUUUUGAAGAUUUUUAUAAUCUAGAGUUGGGUAAGUGGAUGUUCAAAGGAGCAAUGCAUAUCACAAUCCCAUCAGUGGGUAGUGAGGUAGGAAGCACAAAUGAACGAGUUGCUAUAGGACCCAUUGUGCACAUAAGUUGCUUAACUGAAAGUUCAAUACACGAGUUGGGACUGGCAACUGAUAUUAAGAUGGAAAUGGAUGUAUGAUGCUUCCUUGCAAAACGUAAUACUGGAACUACUCUGGGGGCAUCCUGCUCGUGCAAUUGGCAUGGGGUUGCGGAAAGGAAGUAUGGAUAUGAGUGCUUCGCUCGUGGUUAGAUUGGUUGAGCAAGAGAUUAUAGGGAGUGGUAGCUCUAAUACUGGUAUUUUCUAGUUUCCAGAUUCCUUUUUGUUUUUGUUUUUCUUCUAAAGAUAUAUAGUUGAGAAUACAUCAAUGCAAUGAGCUUUUUCAUUCAGAUCUUUACCGUCUUGAUUCUCAGUGAAUUUUCACUUAACAUCAAUAUAUGUUUGAUAUAAAUAUGAGGCAGAGCAAUCCAAGUCCUAGCCACUUGGCGCCUCUAUCAACAAACCCUUCGUAUCAUCGAAGUCGUCAUACUAGCGAAGUGGUUUUGAUUCACCAUCAUUUUCUUUUUUCCUUGUAAUUUAGACAGUAAAGGAGAGUUGUUUAAGAUUCUCUCAGCUUUUGAGAAGGGUUGUUCACUUGUCUUGCUGGUCUGGAUACGAUUAUAAUGAUGUUGGAUUUUGCUUCUUGUUG
Cucurbita maxima (winter squash) is the source of this 4169-nucleotide messenger RNA. RefSeq names its product flocculation protein FLO11-like. The transcript has 7 exons. Gene Ontology annotation, biological process: termination of RNA polymerase II transcription. The record is from RefSeq and is a predicted model, not a curated record. Gene Ontology annotation, cellular component: cytoplasm; mRNA cleavage factor complex. The coding region runs from base 383 to 3622 and encodes 1079 amino acids. Gene Ontology annotation, molecular function: mRNA binding; RNA polymerase II complex binding. NCBI's taxonomy places the organism in Eukaryota, Viridiplantae, Streptophyta, Magnoliopsida, Cucurbitales, Cucurbitaceae.